This is a messenger RNA of Metarhizium brunneum ARSEF 3297, 1791 nucleotides long. Its product is annotated as Heterokaryon incompatibility protein 6, OR allele. The record is from RefSeq and is a predicted model, not a curated record. NCBI's taxonomy places the organism in Eukaryota, Fungi, Ascomycota, Sordariomycetes, Hypocreales, Clavicipitaceae.
AUGGCCAUGACCGUGUUGUCCUCGCCAACAACCAUCUCUGCACACGCAUCGUCACCAUCGCGCAUCGAUGAACCAUACGCAAGCCGCCCGUUGGAGGCCGCGGCCGACGGCAUUCGCCUCGUCACCAUCGACCCGGAGCUGACGCCCGACGGGCUCCUCUCAUGCCAGCUGCAGACCACAACCUUUGCGCGCCGCCCGCGGUACGAAACGCUCUCGUACCGCUGGGGCGAUGAGUCUUGCCGGUGCAGCAUCGUCGUCGACGGCGCGGAACUGUACGUGACGGCCAACCUGUUCGAGGCGCUGCAGUACUUCCGCACCCACGCGCGCCAGGCGGCCCUCUGGAUCGACGCCAUCUGCAUCAACCAGAGAGACACCCCCGAGCGCAGCAGCCAGCUGCGCAUCAUGCCGCACAUCUACGCGCGCGCCGAGUCGACGCUCGUGUGGCUGGGCGGCCGAUACAUUAACCUGCCCAUCGACCUGGGGCCCGACUCGCCGGGCGCCGAGCCCAACGCCGACAUCAGAGACAGGGUCAUGGCCGACGCCUACUGGCAGCGCGUGUGGAUAUUGCAGGAAAUUGGUAAGGCGCGACGAAUUCACCUCUGCUUCGGCCGCGAGCCCGCCGAAUGGGACGCCUUCAUCUCGUGGAUCCGGCGGCACAACGGGGCCGACCAAGACGACGGUGUAGGUCCCCUGCGUCUGGACCGGCUCCGGAGGCACAAGUACGACGGCAGCUGCUCGCUGCGCCAGCUCCUCGAAAGCCACGCCUCGGCCUUGUCCAAGGACCCCCGGGACAAGAUCUACGGGCUCGUCGGGCUGUCCACCGACGGCCGCGGGUUCCCCAUGGACUACAGCAAGACGCUGCUCGAGGUGUGGUGCGACACGAUGCACUUCAUGAGCCGCCACGAGCUGCUGCCGUCCGACUGCGACGCGCGCGUCCGCUUCUGCCGCCUCGUGCGCGACCUCCUGGGCGGCGAGGCCGCGCUGGGCUCCGUCGGCGGCGUCGUCCAGCUGCGCAACGACGCGGGCGACGAGUCCUUCCACGACUCGCACGGCCGGGCGCCCGCGGGACCGCUGGCCCUCUCGGCGCUGUCCUUCUUCGCCGAGGUCUACGGCGUCGUCGUGUCGCUGGGCCCCUCGGCCAGCGAGCUGCUCUCGUCGCUCGACCUCGUCGACGCCUGGGAGGCCGAGCUGCAGCGCCUGUACCGCGGCGACCUGGACAGCGCGCACAUGGAAAACGACGGCCUGAUGCGCCGCAUCCUCGACAGCCCGGACGGCCGCCUCGUCGCCCUCUCGGGCUUCCAGAACCACAGGGUCGUCUUCCACGGGCCCGAGAUGUACGGCGCCUACUGGCCGUUUAUGCACCGCCGCUCGCCGGGCCCGCCGCCGGGCCUGCAGGGCGCCUGGGCUCACGAGACGGCCACCCCCGACGAGCCCCGGCUGGCCAUGCUCAAGAUGUCCUCGGCCCCGUGGGACCAGACGCCCUACAAGCUGGCGUUUGUGCCGCCCGACACGCGGCAGGGCGACCUCGUCUGCCGCGUCGACGGCCACCCCAUGAAGAGGGUCGUCGUGCGCCCGGCCCCCGAGGACCACUCCAACGACGUGAGGAUGCACAUUUGCGGCACCGCCCUGACUGUCAGGGACGUCCUGGCCGACGGGGGCUUCGACGACGGCAGCGUCCACAUGUCGUAUAAGCUGGACUUGAUGAUGGACGCGAGGACCCUGUACGCCUUGAUUUUCGGGAACCAUGAUGAGCGGCUGGAGACAUUGCUGGAGACACUGCAAGUGCAGUAG